Messenger RNA from Trichogramma pretiosum, 1046 nucleotides. Its product is annotated as probable uridine nucleosidase 2. Gene Ontology annotation, molecular function: hydrolase activity, hydrolyzing N-glycosyl compounds. The transcript is spliced from 5 exons. The coding region runs from base 63 to 1046 and encodes 327 amino acids. The record is from RefSeq and is a predicted model, not a curated record. Lineage: Eukaryota; Metazoa; Arthropoda; Insecta; Hymenoptera; Trichogrammatidae.
GGUGCACAAAAAUUUCUUUUCAAAAUAUUCAUUCAACAAAUUUUGUUGUUUACUGAGUAAUCAUGGAUUUCAAGAUUAUUCUUGCAUUUCUGGGCCUUUUGAUUCCUGACAUACAUGCAGUUCAUGAUCGAUUGAAAUUACUCAUCGAUACCGAUGCAGGUAGCGAUGAUGCAGUAGCCCUCAUGUUAGCUCUUAAAGCUUCUGACAUGGUAGAUGUGGUAGCCAUUACUUGUACUUAUGGUAAUACAGUAGAGGAAAAUGUCGAAAAAAAUGUUUUAAAGAUUUUGACGAUAGCAGGUAGAACGGAUGUGCCAGUCUAUAGUGGAUCGAAAAAACCUCUGAAAUCUCGUAGUUAUAAACCCACAAAUUUUUUCGGAAUAGAUGGUAUGGGUGAUAUGGAGUUUGCGAAAGAAGUAACCGCUGAAGUGGAUCGUUCAAUGACAGCUCCAGAAGCAAUGUCUUACUAUGCCAAACUUUAUCCAAAGAAAUUAAACAUUGUAUUACUCGGGCCGCUAACUAAUGUUGCGAGGGCGGUGCAGUUGGAUCCUCAGCUUGCCGAAAAUGUGCAGAAAUUUUGGAGCAUGGGUGCUUGUCCAUUAGGCAAUGGAGCACCGGCCCCUGAUUUUAAUUAUGGAUUAGAUCCUGAAAGUGUACACUUAUUUUUCAAAAACACUAAACAAACGCCGAUAACCAUUUUCCCAGGAUGCACAAGGAGAAAACAUAAAAUUCAUAUGGACUGGAGAGCACAUAUACUCGGUUCACAACGAAACUCCGAAAUCAUUGAGUUCUUGAACAAAGCUGAACAAAUAGCCAUUAAAUCUGUGAAUGGUGAGUGGAUAUCAGACGACUCCCUAGCACUAUCUUCUGCGAUUUGGCCAAAAAAAAUAAUAACGAAACGUAACAAAGGAGAGAUUAUACCAAUAACCGGAGGUCUUCAUAGAGGAUUUGUGAUUUUCAAAAAACAAACGAGUAACAAAAACGUUGAAAUUGUUGAAGAUUAUAACCAUCAAAUGUUUCAAUUAAAAUUACUCAAGUAUUUGAAAUGA